UCAACUUUCCAUAAACAUCAAAUUUAUACGUUCUCCGAUUCAAUUCUCUCUCUCUGGCUUUUGCCUCAGAAAAACAAACACCACAUAUACCGCAAUUUGUAAGAUGUCGUGGCUCCGAUCGGCCGUGAAUAAGGCGGUGGAAGUCGGUGGCCAAAACAGCGUUAGCCGCGUCGUGCGAAGCUAUGCUGGCACCGUCGUCAAUACCGCUCUGUUCCUAGAUAACUCUGGUGCUCGGAAUUUCCAAAGCUAUAAGCUUGCAGUAAAGCGACUAGAAGAAGUAUCUGUUUCUUGUAAGGGAGUAGAAAGAGUUCAGUUAUUAGGAAGGUGGUUAGUUGCCUUGAAACAGAUAGAGAUACUUAAUGAAGCUGCCGACACCGACCAUAGUCCCAAGCCAACUGUGGUUAUGUAUUAUGAUCCUGAUCUUGGGGGAGAACCAAUGAAUUUCCGUGAUGUGUUCCUUCAAAGUCAAGCUCUUGAGGGCAUUACACUGUCUUUGAUUCUUGAGGAACCCAAUCAAGAGGAACUUUCUUUGCUUCAGGGGAUAUUCAGGCUCAGUCUCAUGGGUGGAAGAGAAGCUCUUGAUGUGACAGUGAGCAGUGUACAAGAUUUAGCUAAAGCCUUCUCGACCUACAAUGAAGAAGUACUGGCAAAGAGGACAGAGUUGCUUCAAUUUGUACAAGAUGCUAUGUCUGGACUGAAAGUAAAUGCUGAGAUAGUAAGAAUAGAUUCUGAACUCUCAAGUAUACAUAAAAGACUACAUGGUAUGAAAAACGAGCUAUCGUCUGAAAAAUCAUAUGAGAUGUCGAAGGAGUGUCUGAAUGAAGCACUCGCACAUGUUAGAUCUUGUUCCAGAUUGGUGGAGCUUCUAUCGCGUAAGAAAUUAAUAAUGCAAAAUGGGGAUUCUGUAGCAGCACACAAACAAAAGGUUGAAAAGCUAAAAGUAUUGUCAGAAUCUCUGGCAAGCUCUGCAUCACAAGCUGAAAGGCGCAUUUUAGAUAAUAGAUUACAAAAAGAAGAAGCUCUUAAAUUUCGUGUCACUAAGGCCGAUGAAGUAAUCCAGAUCGAGAAGGAAUUGCAUGAUGAAAUCAAAUCUCUUCAAAAGAGAAAAGAUGAUCUUGAAGAAGAGCUGAAACAGGUUACGGCUGCCUUGUCAUCUGCUCAUUCCCGCCUUCACAAUGCCAAGGAAGAAAGAGAUCAAUUUGAAGAUGCUAGUAAUCAGAUUAUGCAGCAUUUCAGCGUGAGGGAUGAAGAGCUUGCAAAAUGUAUAGCUUCAUACAGAGCAGAAGCAAAAGUUUGCAACACAUUCAUCAAUUUUCUUGAAAGCACCUGGGCUUUCAAGUCGUCAUGUGUCGUGAAAAAGAAGAAGCUGGUCAAUGAUGAGCUACAAAGGCACGAAGAGUACUUUAUGAAUUGGGCUACAGGCAUUUUAGAGGCAUUCAAGGACGAAAUGGGGCCUUGUCUUUCUUCAUUCUACGAGCUUGUGGACGAACUGAUAAGUUCUGGCAGGUUAGAUGAGGUAACUGGCACUGACGGGAAAAAUGAUGCAAUCGGUUCAAGGAAGAAGCUCCAGAAACAAUACCAGACUCUGGAAACCAAGAUGAAACUUACAUUCAGCUUAGUGGAACGCAUUAAGACACAGUAUUCCAUUCAUCAAACCAAGGAUUCAAGAAUAAGUGAUGGAAGAUUGAAACAACUGUUGGAUGCACUUGACAAGAUCAAACAUGAAUUCGAAUCCAUGGAGAGGCCAACUUUGCUACCAGAGACGCCUCCAAGGGCGCGGAUCCCAGGACUUCCGUUCCUGUCAAGACAGGUGUCGAGAGUUGAAUAUAGUCCUAAAUCAAAGUAUGAGAAUGAGGCACAAAGAAGGAUGCCGCCAUUGCCUUUCAAUCCAGUUGUUCCUAUUCCUUUGGUUCGUAGUCUGUCUACCAGAAUACCGGAGACGAGAGAGAGAGAGGUGGAACAUCUAGACUCUUUUGGAAUUAACCGCACCAGGUCUUCGGAUGCAGAGGCACAACUGUCUAAGUUGAAGUGGGAGUUGGAGCUGGAGCUUGAGGAUCAUAGCAUUAGCAAUUCAAUGGAGGGGAUUAUUGAUGAUUGGGAGUUUGAUGAAAAAUUUGACAAAGAACCAAGAAAGAGUAUAUAAUAAUCAAGCACUCCAAUCAUCAUAAUCAGGCCCAUGACUUUGAUCAAGCUUCAAGGUUGGAUAAGGGUCUAUUAUGUUGUAUAAUUCCACUUCAAAGGCCAUGUUUCUUCCAUUGAAAUUUCACCAUGAAAAUAUGUUGGUGAAAUUCUUGGAUUUUGAGUGCCACAUUUUUUUGAUACAGUUCAAAAGAGAGGUCCAUUGUGGGGUAGUAGAGAUAUUAUUCUGGCCAUUGCUGUCUGUUAGAUAAAUUAAGCAUGUGAAGGUGCUCAUCUUAAUUUGUACAGGAUAUGUAUAGAUGCAUACCUUACUAUGUGAAGGUAAUUUUUUUUUUUUUAACUUUCUUUUAUUAAGUUUAAUUUUGGGGUUUUGAGAGUUACAUUUGUAAAUCUUGAGGGGAGUUUGUAUCGUUUUGCUAUAUUUUUUU
Molecule: messenger RNA, 2567 nt
Organism: Salvia miltiorrhiza (redroot sage)
Lineage: Eukaryota; Viridiplantae; Streptophyta; Magnoliopsida; Lamiales; Lamiaceae
Exons: 18
Coding region: 104-2143 (679 amino acids)
Source: RefSeq, a predicted model, not a curated record